Sporothrix brasiliensis 5110 is the source of this 945-nucleotide messenger RNA. RefSeq names its product phospholipase/carboxylesterase. NCBI's taxonomy places the organism in Eukaryota, Fungi, Ascomycota, Sordariomycetes, Ophiostomatales, Ophiostomataceae. Gene Ontology annotation, molecular function: carboxylic ester hydrolase activity; palmitoyl-(protein) hydrolase activity. The transcript has a single exon. Gene Ontology annotation, biological process: protein depalmitoylation. The record is from RefSeq and is a predicted model, not a curated record. Gene Ontology annotation, cellular component: cytoplasm. Bases 1 to 945 code for a protein of 314 amino acids.
AUGGCGACGCAACCAAUCUUGAGCCGGCCGAGGCCUGCUCCCGCGCCGUUUGUAAUCGAGCCGACCGCUCCCCAUACCCACACAUUCAUCCUCCUCCACGGCCUUGGCUCCAAUGGCGAGAAAUUCGGCCGUGAGCUUCUGGAGACGGGGAUCGGCUCUGAUGGCCUCGACCUGCCGUCUCGGUUUCCCGGCGCAAAGUUUAUCUUCCCCACGUCCCGACGUCGGCGCUCGACGGCGUUCCGGCGGUCCAUGCUCACGCAGUGGUUCGACAUCGCCUCCCCCGACGACCUGUCCGAUCGCAGCCACAAGCAGCUCGCGGGGCUGCGCGAGUCGUUUGCCGAGAUACUCGCCAUCGUGGAGGCGCAGGCAGAUUGCGGUGUCGACGCGGGUAUCCCACGACAGAACAUUGUCCUCGGCGGACUCAGCCAGGGCUGUGCGAUGGCGCUCAUAUGCCUGAUUGCGCUCGAGCGGCCCAUUGGUAGGUUUGUCGGCAUGAGUGGCUGGUUGCCGUUUCAGAAAGAGAUUGAAGCAAGAGCGGGUGCCGGAGCAGCUGCUGUAGACAGGUCGGAGCUUGAAAGUGUGCUUCUUGGUGGAGCAAACACGGCGAAAUAUGGCCCCCACAGGUCCCUGGCCAAUGGUAUCGACUACGUGCGAGAGCUGCUGCAGCUGGAGAAUGUCGUCUCUGACGGCACACACGCGAUCCUGUCAACGCCCGUAUUUCUUGGCCACGGCACGGCCGACGACAAGGUCAAGAUUUCGCUUGGCGAAGCAGCGCAAUACACAAUGUGCCGGCUCGGAUUUGACGUGGCAUGGAAAGCCUACGCAGAACAGGGCCACUGGUACAAAAUCCCAGACGAGAUCGACGACAUUGUGGCCUUUGUCUCUACAAAGUGUCGGUGGAUUGGUGACAAACAGCCGGAUAUGUCGGGGAACAGUGAGGCAUAG